CCCGCCGCACACCGUGACGCCACCGCUGCGCGCCGCUCUUGCGUCAUCACGCCGCGCCGCCGUCUCCAUGGCUGCGGCGGACACCGAGAUGUACCGCAAGGAGAAGAGCCUGCAGCUGCGGAGCAGCAGCGCGGCGCUGUACAACAACCUGAGCGUGCUGCGCCGGCCCGGCCGGCCGCUGGCCUGCUGCUGCGCCGUCCACGGCCCCGGCCUCAGCCUGGUCAGCGCCGACGCCGACGGCACCGGCUUCUCCCACCGCCAGCUGCAGGCCAAGGAGGGCAGCAUGGCCCUCAGCGCCUCCCUCCUCACCCAGGCUGCUUGGUGCGUCCUGCCCUCGCGGGUCCUGCUGGUGCUGACCUCUCAGAAAGGGAUCCAGAUGUACGAGUCCGAUGGCUCCAUCAUGGUUUAUUGGCACGCGCUGGAUGUCACAGAGCAUCCUCCAGCACAAGCAGUGUUUGCUCGGGGGAUCGCUGCAGCUGGUGGACGCUUCAUCUGCGUGGGGACGUCCUCUGGGCUGGUGCUGGUGUUUGACAUCCCCCCCAAAGGGACGAACAUCACGGUGAGCGAGGUCCUGGAGCAGCACCACGACGCCAUCACCGACAUCGCGGCAGAGCUGGGCCAGGCUCCGGACGGGGCUGGUGACCUGGUGACUGCCGACGACGCUGGGACCCUCUGCGUCUGGAGCACGGGAGAGGAGUUCGCCCUGCUCAUCAAAAUCCCAGCCUUUGGCUGCACCUGCUCCUCCGUGAAGCUGUGGAACGGGAUCGUGGCUGCUGGCUACGGGAACGGGCAGAUUCGGCUCUACGAGGCGGCGACGGGCCUCCUGAGCGCCGAGGUCAACGCUCACGCUCGAUGGAUCUACGCCCUGGACGUGGCGCCGCAGACGGGGAAGCUGCUGUCGGGCGCGGAGGACUCCUUCGUUCACGUCUGGAAGCUCAGCCGGGACCCGGACACCGGCGAUGUCGAGAUCGAGCACUGCCAUGCUGAGUGUGUGACCGACACCCAGGUCUGCGGCGCCCGCUUCUGCGACCCCGAGGGAAACUCCUUCGCCGUGACCGGCUACGACCUGAGCGAGAUCUUCCGCUACAGCAGGGCGUAGGCUGCGAGCUGCGGGGGGAGCUGGGCCACCCCGGCACCGAGGCACCAUAAGCAAGAGGGGGUCAGUGCAGACCCCCCACUUCUGCUCCAUGGGGCCCAGGCAGCGGCGGCACAGGGCUGUGCCUCCAGUGGGGUGGAAAUAUGCGUGAAGGUGGAGCUGAGCCAGCACCCCCUUGCUCCCGAAGCAAACCCGCCCUUGGCGCGCAGAGAAUGGGGGCUUGGAGCUGCUCCAGCUACCCCAGACCCUGAGCGGGUCCCUGGGCUGGGCGCCGUCCCCCCGCCUGCCCCCCAGCCCUCCCCGAGGGGAGGAGGCAGCGUGGCAGGGAGCAGAACCGGCUCCCCGUGCCUGGCGGCAGCUCUGGUUCAUGCAGGAGAGGAGCCAGGGCAAACCUGUGCUACACGCUGCUCCCGCUGCUCCGGCCCGGAGAGCCUCGGGAGCUGGUCCCAGCCGGGGCGGCGGCGCCUUGUGGGUGCAGCACCCGCGGGGACGCCCUUCCCCGGGGCGGCACGGUUACCUGGGAGCAGGAGGGGAGCCUCGCCUCGUCCCCAGGGAGCAGUGGGGACAUGUGGGGCCCCCAUGGGACCUCACAUCCCCGUGGGACCCCCAUGGGACCUCGCAUCCCCGUGGGACCCCCAUGGGACCUCGCAUCCCCACGGCUGCUGGCCAGAUGUACAGGGCUGCAGCUGUGCUCCACGCCUGAAAAAGGCAGAGGCAGCUGCUCGGCGCUCCCAGCCAGGGCACCCCAGGGACAGUCCUGCAGGCUGCUGCCACACUGUCCCCCCCGUUCUCACCCUGUGCACCCCCAGCUGGCUCUGCGCCCAGCUCCUGCCCUGACUAGGCUGGGCUGGAAGCGGGGGACAGAUGCUGGGCCUGGGCUCCCCCUGGCUCUGCCUUGGCCCCAGCCCUCCCAUCCCAGCCCCCUCCCACGGCCAGGAGACGAUGUGGCCCCAGGGAUGAGCUCGGCCUCUGGCUCCAUUCCCAGGGCACUGCGGGGGCAGGGGGUGCAUGGGGGAGACCCAGUGCCAUGGGGCAAGCUCAGCUUGGGACGGGCCCUGGGGCUGAGGCUGCCCCCACACACACCCCCCACAGCCCCCAGCCCCUCCUGCCAUGCUGGGGCGAGGGCUGCAGCCAGGGAUGCUCUCCCCAACCCUGAGCUAUGGGGCACAGCCCCACACCCACACCCCACUUGUGGCCUGCACCUCGGGUGGGGUCAGCCCCACCAUGUGCUGCUCCCCCACCCAGCUAUGGGUCAGGAUUCCCCUCUCCUGUUUCCCACCUGCCAUGUGCUGUGUACCCCCCCGACCAUGAUAAAUGCAUCUGAAUGAAGCCCC
Phalacrocorax carbo (great cormorant) is the source of this 2430-nucleotide messenger RNA. The record is from RefSeq and is a predicted model, not a curated record. Lineage: Eukaryota; Metazoa; Chordata; Aves; Suliformes; Phalacrocoracidae.